AUGACGGAGAAGGAUGCCGCCCAGCAGCGUGCCCUUCUCGCGAGGAGGCUGAGCCCACACUCUGUGCCUGGCGAUAGGGGAAGCAGCAGCAGGGGUAGCUACGAGACAGGCGAGUCGAGCACCGCCGGGAGUGUUGUCAAUGACACAACCCUCUUGCCGUCGUUUGACGAGUCGACCGGUCGCCGCAUACAUUCGUCGAACCCCCGAGAGGCCGAAAACACAAACGGCUUCCAUGGCAAGGAUGCGAGAAAACAACGGGCGUCUAGGCAUCGCUCCAACGGAGCCUUCCUGCUACAGGAUGCCAUCCGCAAUGACGACGACUCCGAUGGCGACCAAGCGCCUCGCCUUCGUCACGUACGCAACCUUCCGCCCGUUCGCAGGACGCAGGAAUAUGGGAAAGCAUCAGACAAGUCGGGAUCCAGCACUGGCCGCGACGGCGGGCUUGACAUCUCACCGCUGGAUAGUCCGCCGAGACGAAACGGUGACACCUCGCCAAUGUACCCUACACACAAUCCCGCCGCCGCCCGGAAACGAGAUGCCUCAAAUGGCAGGCCUCUCUCAGGAUCGAGCUUCAUGUCCGCCACCAACACCCCUCUCGAUAUCGACUCUGCGCAGAUUGUGAACAUGGCCCUGAACCUGAGCGAAUCAAGGAGACAGGUCUCGCGGAGGAUAGCACCGCCCCAGGCGGUUCCGACUCUGGCCCACCUUCCUGACGCCACGACGGGCCCCAACCUCAAGAACCAUUUACAGCAACAGAGGAGAAUAUCGCGAACGAGGUCUCCGGGGCCCGACAGGGCGCUGACGCCGCGCCUCCCCUCUACCGGGAUCCUGAGCAGCCCACUGCAGGCGACAUUCGACAUGGGCCGCGAGGGCUCCUUUCGCAAUCACUUCACUGCGUCGACCUUGGCACGAGUGCAAAAGGCCAAGGAACAUUUGGAACUCAUGGCCCAAUACAGACGUCUCUUGGAGCUGGUGCCACCCAUACAACCGCCUCAUCAACAUAAUCACCAUCAUCUUCUUCAUCAUCAUCACAGCCGCCCGACAACCGCUAGCCCCCCCGCCUCCUCAGGAGGUAUUGCUAAAAUCCCGACCUAUGGCAGCUCCGAGGGUAGCGUGCGGCUCGGGCGGCCGUAUAACCCAUUGCAGUACAUUCGAAACAGAAAGGUUCGAGCCCGAGAGCGCAAGGCCAUCGACGGGGAGGGCCAGGGGUUCGGUGACAUAAUAAAGGUUGCCGACUGGGUCGACGAGGUGGCCAGAUGGGCCGCCACAGGUCAAACAAACGCAGAGGGCUGCACGCUUCCGCCCUUCGCUGACGCAGAUGCCUCGGAACGGCAGAAUGCUACUCAGCUGGCGGCCAACGCCAACAAACCAAGAAGGCCCAGGCUCGACUGGGUCAUAGACGCGGCGGACCUGCUGGCCGAUGCCUACUGGCUGGAGCAGGACCAUCACAAGCAGUUAAUCGAGAACCGUCACUGGCGGCGCAUAUUUCCCCAGAACGUCGACCUUCACAGACCCCUGUCGAGGCAGAACGGGGAAUACGGGAGCGAAUCCGGGCAAACGCCAGGGCACAAAGAGAACGAAGAGUCCUUGCCUGCAGGCGACCCUAGGACCAGCAACCCGAAGCUGGCCAAGUCGGAUACGGACCACUCUACGGCCAGCGCCCGGGAUCGCGCUCGUCAAAAGCUGCAUGAUCUUACGGGUCAUCAUCACCACCGCCACAGCAGCUCCAUGCAUAGCCAUCACGAGUGGCGGCACGGGAAGGCAUCCUCGGACCUGUCGGACAGCGAGAACGAGGGCAAGCCCAAGAAAGAAAAGAGGAACCGGGCAGGCACACUCACCAGCAGCCACCAAGACAUCCUGGAAAAGCAGAUGCUCGAGAUGAUCGCCAUGGAGGCGAGAGAGAACGGUCACCAAAAGCCACAGGGAUCGGGUUACGUGACGCCAGAGCGAAACGUCGGGGACAGGUCGCAUCCACAGUCCCGGCAACACAGCCGAAAGCCGUCCAUCGCCGACUUCAGCGAGUCUGACGAGAGAAAGAGUAAGGAAAAGCCUCGCUUCACCCCGGUGCACCUCCAGCGCCAGACAAGGGCCAGCCUGGAGAUUCCGACGACGCUUGGCGGGCGGGGCUCAUUUGAGGUUGACUCGUCGCUGCCCAACUCCCCCGACGGCGCCGCGCGCGGAGACCCUUUCAUCCCGGCGCUUGGCGGAGAUCUUUCGGCGGCAUCUAGCCGUGGCAACUCUCCGACCCGAAACCCCUUCACCAAGGUCAGGCAGAUCUUCCGCGAGCGCAGUAGGGAACGAGCCGGUGACCGCAUCUCGGAAGAGAAGUCAAGCGCCGAAUACCUGCCCAGCGCUCCCAGGACACCGUUCGAGGCCUCGCCGGAAUCGUCGGGAGAGCGCAGAUCGACAGACAGGCGGGGGUCGUCCAGGAGCCCACCCCCUCGCAAGGUCGUGCAGCGUCAGACGGGCGAGAGCCACAAGUCCCAUCGCAGCAUUACUAGCAUCAAGCUGCGCAGCGACGAACCUGGCGUUCGGGGCAUCUUCAGAGGAGCCCGUAUCGACAACGUCAUCCGCGGCGGCGUAUCGAAGCUCGGUGACCUGAUCUGGCGUAAGGAGUCGGACAUUGGUGAUGUUCCCUCCGAGGCGGAGGGCACGACGACGGACGACUCGGACACGGAGCAGAGGGGCAGAAAAAGAGGCGAGACGCCUCUGUCUCGAACGGCCUCGAUCAGAAGCCAAGGAAUGCGCCAGCAGAACCCCAAGACCUACUUGGACGUCAUGCCAGCCUUCGAGCCCACGUCUCAAGACAAGUUGAGGCACACGCAGAGCGAGCCGCUAGAUCUGCCGGACAAUUCGCCGCCCUCGGCGAGCCGUAAGUCGCCUCGCUUCGACAGGCUCAAGCCGCCACGUAUCGACAUCAUGAGCGCGUCGCCAACCUCGUCAAACGGUUCAGCAGCCAAACGGUUAUCGGACGUCUCCGAACUGGAGCCUCUGUCCGGGGGGCGCAUCCCCGGCGUGAAGGAAGCGGACAAGCGCUUCAAACCCAUCAUCACCGUGUCACCCUUUGCACCUAAUGGGCGGCCCAGAUCUGGGUCCAACCGCAGCCGACACUGGUCGAUCUCGGACUACAGCCCGGCACCGGAACGAGCUCCCAUGUCGAAGCGAGAGAUCGCCCGCCUGCGCGCCCUUGUCUUGAGCUCCGGCAUCAAGGCCAUGGAGAUUACGCGCCGCGCCAACGAGCCCCACGCCGUGUUCGCGGACCGGCAGACGCCGUCGCAGAACGACGUCCAAGUCGCCAACAUCUUUUGGCCCGAGAUUGCGAAACUGAGUCCCGACCCCGACGGUGUGCGCAAAAAGGCCGUCCCCCAGACGGAGCUCUACCAAUUCGCCGCUACGACCCUGGGCAGCUCCAUCAGGUGCUCCGGCCAGGAGUGGCAAAAGACGGCCGACCUCUUCGUGUCAGACACGGUGCCCUCCCUGCACCGACGCGUCGAAGACGUGCGCAGGCGCGUCGCCACGGACCUGUCGGCCAUGACGCGCGCGGCGGCGGACGAGGCGGACGAGACGAGCCGCGACCUCACGCUGGGCCAGAGGCUGAAGAUCAAGCACACGCUCGACGUCAUCGAGACGAUGCUGCGGCGGCGGCGGCGUAGGUUCCGCUGGGUCCGUCGCGCCAUGUGGCUCGCCGUCGAGUGGGUGCUCGUGGGCUUCAUGUGGUACGUGUGGUUCGUCGUCAUGAUCCUGCGGGUGUUUUGGGGCGUCGGGAAGGGCGUCGUGGGGGCCGUGAGGUGGCUGCUGUGGCUGUGA
Molecule: messenger RNA, 3807 nt
Organism: Colletotrichum graminicola M1.001
Lineage: Eukaryota; Fungi; Ascomycota; Sordariomycetes; Glomerellales; Glomerellaceae
Exons: 1
Coding region: 1-3807 (1268 amino acids)
Source: RefSeq, a predicted model, not a curated record